UUCUUCUAUUUUUAAUUAUAUCGAAUGUAAUCUUUUUUCUUUAAUUUUCUUUAAUUAAUGCUUCAUUCAUUCGAUAUUACGCAUUAAUUUUGUUUACUUCGAUAGAUUUUUAAUGCCAUAAUUUUCCCGGAUAAUGAAAUUCUGAACUCAUCUACUUCUCUAUGUUAUUAGAUUCCAAACAUCUAAUAAAUAACGCAUAAUGCAAAAGUUUUCAACCACUUGGAUUUUUCGCUUCAUACUCCAAAAACGAUAUAGAAACAAACCUUAACCAGCAUUGGAUAUAAGGGCACGACAAAUAAAAAAGAAAAACAACAGUAUAACUAUCCCUAUAACCUAUAGAAGAUUUUACGAUAAAUACGCAAUCUGGAAAACAUCCCCAAAUAGGAGCCACGAAGGAGGAUGAAUUUCGUGAAAUUCUUUUGUCAUAGCACAUUAAUAAGCUCGAAGCCGCGAUAAUCUCCUUGCCCUCUAAAUUCGAAAAUAACAGCUUGUGAAAUAAAACGCGCGAUGCGUGUGCCGUAACACAAAGGUCGAAGGGCGCGGCGUAGAAGAGGGUCGACGCGUGCCACCCGAACCCUGAAAUCGGAGUCGAUGAUAGGUUAAAACGGUGAUCCGCCGCCGUAUACUUCCGACAGUUUUGUUAUCAUGGUGGUACAAGAGAGAUGCUCGUACGGUCUGUGGACAUACGAACGUUAAUGCCCGAUUCACCGAUAGUAUCGGUGUUUAUACAACACGUUUUACGUCCAGGCAGCCUGACGACGUUAUCUUGCAUGGUCUUAUAGGCUUGACCGGGUGUAUCGAAUGUAAACCAUUUGUACGAAGUUUCAAAGGAUGUCGCGAGAUAGGGGUACGAGGCAACACGUGUAACGUAUACUCGUUAUAAAACUCUUGGAUACCAGAUGUUGGUGACGGUAUGUCGCAGACGUGUUUUUAUUGAUUCUGACAAUAAAUCUUAUUUGUAAAGAUAUUGACACCUUUUGAACAGGUAUUUCGGAGGGAAGAUGAUGGUAUUCGAUCCUGUUAGCUUUCUGUAUUUUUAAAACUAGUAAUGUAUAAUAUAUUUUCUAGAAUAAAUAUAGUAGGCACGAUCGACUAUAAUUGUGUCUCAAUAUAAACUGAACGUUUGUUUUAAUGAAAAUACAUUGUUUACAUUCGAAAUCCGAUAUCCAUCAAUUUGACGCGUACGAUAGCCAGGUGUCUUCAGCGAAAUCAGAUAAGUUGGAAAAUAAAAGACGAUAGAAUUAUUUUAACACUAGAACUAUCGACGGCUAUAAGAUACCUGUAUACGUAUAAAACUUGUAUCGCUCGUAGAAAUGAAAAUGAAGGAUAGUCGAAGAAUCGUUCAACGCAACGAAUUUGUUCCUAAAUUUUAAUAAAAAUUAUUCGAAUCUCCAAAACACACCGUGGUAGAUCUAUAAAAUUUCUAUUGAAAGAUACGAAUGAAUCAUUUGGACUAAGAGUCGAGUUAAAGAAAAACGUUCAUAGACGUUGGAGGAAAGAAGUUGAAAACAUUUCUGAUAGGCGUGGCGCGGGAGAGGGUGUCGCCAGGAAUAUUUUAGAAAUUAAUGUCAAUGCGAACGACGAUAUCCAAUUACACCGGAAGCACCCGGUACAAGAGGCCGACUUAUAGUCGGGGGUUGCAGGCGAAACCGAAAGAAAGAGAAAGGACAGAAAGAGAAAGGGGGGAGGAACGUCAGGGUGAAAAAAACUUACUGUGGGGGGUGGAGGAGGGGGAAGUGAGCACCAAGUCCUCCCACAUUGUAAAGUACCCCUGCGCUCUAACACCGGUCGGCUUUUUCAUCGCGCACGCUUUUUUUUUUCUCUUUUUUAACCCUCCUCUCGAUCGCGAUUGUGUCCGAGACACCGGGGGCGUGAACUCGCCGAUGCCGGCACUGGCCUCGAGGCGUUUUUCGCAUUUACAAGCGCCCCGAAGAACCGUUGGUGCUCGCGAAUAGUCCAGCUGGCGACUCGCCCAAGGAGAUUUGUGAGUUUGCGUUUCAACAGGCUGUGUACGUGCGUUUUACGCGCGGAUACGGUUGAAUAUUUCGUACUUAAUGGAAGAACAUGAGUUUUGCUCGUAAAGGUAGCUGACAAUUUCUGUGAGGAUGCGCACAUAAAAAGGAAAGCGACAUUAAAUAUUCCGACGGGUUUUUGUAUCUUCUAUUUCUCAUUUUCUUUAUAUAUAUAAGAAUAAGGAAAGGCAAAAAAGAUUAAGAAUGAAAAAGAAGUAUAAUCAUACAUGAUACUUUAAUUACGUUGCUCAACGCCAUUUAUUACAUACGCUUUUCAGUUCUAUUUCUUAAAUACAUCUUUCACUCCUAUUUCUUAUCGCUGCUUAUAAUUCCGCUUAUCAAACCUAUUUAUUAUUUCCGUUUAUCAAACCUGCGGUUUAAUUUAAUUUUUUUUACUGUUGUUUUUCAACACCGGUUUUUUGUUUCUGUUAUCUCAACUUUAUACAGCUGUUUGUUUUUAAUUGCAUUUAAUUACUGUUUUAUAAUCUACUAUUAAUACCUAUAACAUUUUAUAAGGAAUGACGAAGCUUCUUUUACAGAUUAAAGUUCAAAAUUAGACACGUGAUAUCUUUACUUGCGAGGUUCUGCUUUAUUUUGCUCAUUCUAUCCGUUAGAACAUAUUGAUUGAGAUAAUAGCUUCAAUGAAAUAUUAUUUUGGACUAGAUGAUUCUCCGCACGAAAUAACAGACCUUGCCGAUGAUUUUUUUCGAUUGUGCGACAGCAAUUGCUCGCUAAAAAAUAACAAAGGAGACAGAAUUACACAUAAUUGUCUUAUCCGAUGUUUCCUUCCUUUGAUUUGAUUCACAAAAAAAAAAAGUGCGGCGACUUGCCUAACUUUCUCGAUCAAUUAUUCACUGCAUAAUCGUGCGUUCGCUUUCCUUUCCUUUUUCCUUUGAACCCACGUACGAUUUUGCAAUCGUCCAACCUUCGAUAGCUCUAGAAGGAGCAAGCGAGACUCUUAGGGUGCUUCUUUGAAGUCUAUAGAACAACUCAAGCCAAUGUGUGCACUUCACGACUUCAAACCUUUCGAAUUUGUUCGUGGAAUCGGCAAUCUGCGACCACCAUAUGUACUCGUAACGUUCAUUAAUAGGGAUAUUAUUUAUCUUCUCGUUUAUAUCUAGACGCUUCAUCAAGGGCGAAGCAACCAAUAAAUUGUAAUAUAAAAACAAGUUAAUUGUCAUUUUAGAAAAAUUCUAACAAUUCUUUUAUACACCGUUACCAAAAAAAUAGAUCUCAAGAAAAUAUGAAUAAGAAAUUAUACGGAUGGCGCAAAUGUCCAAGAAGAAGGAAAUUUCAAGACCACCUCGAGAACGUACGGCACGUUCUCCUCACGGUUGAAUAAUACAUGAAAUGUUGCCUUUCUUAACGUCGUUCGCGGUCGUGCGACAAAAGAAGUAUCGACAAAAGAGUGGCCCUCGGUAUAUAGACUCGUACGUUCAAGCCUCUUGAAACAUGCAUGAAAAACAAACAGAUGCAUCCAUCAAUCUGACACUGCUAAUUUAUAUAUCGCUCGAUUCCCUACGAUCCUAUAAAAGGGUUAAAUUGGAGCAGGAGAGCGAGUGGAACGAUGAGAGGAAAUGAAGGAAAUUUUGGCUCUCAGCUCAUCGAGCAGCCGAUAAUUCUGCCCCUGUUCGCCGACGAGAUAAGGAUCUAAGAUUACCGCGGUCCUGUUAACGUCAGAUUAGUGUCACCAGCCCUUUUCUAAAGUGACCCCACUCGACGAGAGUGGGUCAGAGGGUCGGACGCGCGCGCGCUGUCCAAUGGCUUUUAAAUUCACUCGGCUAUACGACUACCGUCCCGCUGGAUAAACGUUCCUUCAAAUCUGUUUAUUUUUGCGUGGCUUUACUCGACAGGUAGCUCCUCCGAGCCUAUCUUUUCCCGAAGCAGCAUGCCUUUAAAAGAGGAUUCGGGAAGCCAUCCUCUUGAUCUCCUCAUCCUAAUCCCCUUAACCCUUCUUAACGUCCCGGAAUAAAGGAAGACGUAGACAGAUCGGUUCGGCAUACUUGACUUUUUUUUGGAAGGAACCUGUGAACGUGUUUCUGCGCUUCCAUCUGACUUACAUGCGAAUUUUUAUGGUGGACUUUUUGUUUGAAGAAUUUAGUUUUUUAACGAGACUCGAAGAUUUUUUAAUUACAGCAAUCUGAGAUUUUUUUUAAUCGUGCCUCUAAAUUGCUUUUCAUCUCAGAAAUAGUAGAUAGUUAGAAGGAUACCAGAAUCAAAGUAUUAUAAUCUGCAAUGUAUGCUCGUAGAUAUUGAAAAAUCACAUGUCGAUACUACUAUGAAAAAGUAUUUUUGCGAUUUUUUCUUCUAGAUAAAUACAGAUUCCAUAUGGGUUUCCCACAAUCAGAAAACAAGCUGCUCAACUUCACUCUCCGUAAAUGUUUCCAUUUUAUUAUCUACGUACGUAAUUAGUGUUCAACUUUUCAAAGACCAAAUAAUUGAAUUUCUUAUAUCCAUAUAUCUCUUUCUACCUUUCAACCAUAAAAGUAGGUGGCAUAAUAUACCUAAUUAUAAAUUUAAAGAUAAAAGAUUUUCAACUACUUUUCAAUCUAUGGAAUUGUUGGAUGUUUAGUACAUUUUUCCCAAUAUUUAAUCUAAUUUAAUCCAAUAAUUUAAUAAUAAUUUAAUCUAAUUUUUCCAAAAAUGUGUAUUUGUACUGUAUCUUCGUUCAGCUCUUCGAUUGAUUUCUUCGGACUAUAAGCACAUAGAUAUACCUAGAAGAGGAGCAAGUUCUCAUAAAUUGUAGAAUUGCUACCAACAGUAGAUUCGAUAAAGAAGCAAAGGAAAUUACGAUUGAAUGUAUCGUGUUGUUUUAUAAUGCGGGAACUAUAGGCUCUACGAGAAUGGGAAAGCAAAAAUGCACGCGACGAAGGAGUACAGGAAACAAGGAGCAGACUGUGGCUUGAUACACCGGGAUUAGCUCUGGCUCCUUAAUGAGCGUUAAUGGCACGUGAUUUCUUAAUCACCUUAACGAUCACCAUGCGCAUAACUCGUCGCCGUGAACAGUGGGGAUCAAUAAAAACCAAUUUAUCCGAUAUACUCAGCGCGUUGUACCGAUUCAUUUGACAUUAUUUUAUUUUUCGCCUUUUACCUUCCGUGACACAGCAACCAUUUCUUUUUUCACGAGUAAUUAUUACUAUGUACAUUUUUACAACACGAUAACUUUUCUUGUACAUCAAGAUAAGCAAUAUAUUCGUAUCUCUGAUCUGUUCAUAUUGAAAAUGAGAUUCCCCAUUUGUAAUAAUUUUUAUGUGAACUCUCUCGCGAUUUUCGAUAGCUGAGAUAUCUCCGUUAUCGUAAUGUCGUUUGUGCAAGGCUAUUAUUUUUAAUAUUCUCUUUAUAUUAUUUAAUAUUAUUAAUAUUUUUAAUAUCAUUAUUAUUAACAUGCGAAAUGUCUCGUUAGAAAAUUUAGAAUAAACAAUCUAUUGCAUUAGGUCGCGUCGUGAUUAUUACCAUUAUAAUUAACGACGUUGUAUUCAAGUCGAACUAUGUACACACACGCGGAGGUAAUCGAAGAAUCAUAACAUCGAGUUUGACACGACUCCGGCAAGGAACAACGUAAAAUCCAAACAAACGACCACUAUUUCGUGCGCAUUUUCGUGCCGACCGUCUGAACGAUAACAUCGCGUUGUUGCGCGUCGAAAUUUCGGGAAUCUUAAUCGCGUGGUACAUAACUUUAUCUCGUUACAUUAUUUCGCCUAUUUCAUUCGUUGUUUCGUUUAAAUCGCGUGUGUAUCGGUAGUGAUUCUGUUGAUUGCGAAUGGUGGAGGACCGAUUAGAAAUCAUGAUCUAUCCAAGAUGGACCAAAUUGCCUUGAACUAUUAUUUUCACGUCGAUUUUGAGGCAAUUACAUACGAUGACUUCCUACGUUCGUCAUACUGGUGGUCCUAAUUCUACUGGGAACCUCGGACCGUACGAAGUAUGUCACAAAGUUUUGAACUUUGGUCUACGAUCUACAUGUUCCUAUAUAUACACUCGAAUCUGCCCGCGAUGCGUAUGCAUGCAGGAACGCGUCAGACCUGGAAACCUGGACGAUUGUAAGGCCAGAUGCCGACGUGCGGCUUUGCAUCCACGACGAAGAACGACGACGAAGAAGAAGAAGAGGCGAAGAAGGAAGCAGCAGCAGCAGCAGCAGGCUGGUUCGCAUAGGUGCGUCGUAAUGACUGCAGCUCGGCGAGCGGCCGAUGGAUCGCUCGAAUACCAUGGUAGCAUCGCGAAGCCGCAUUUUUCGCGUAACUGGAAAGACUACGCGACCGCGGGCGCCCUUUUCUCUCUAGAGUGCCCUGGUGCCUGGUAAAAGCAGAAAGGAAGAGGCAAGAAAGAAGAAAGAGAGAGAGAGAGAGAGUGAGAGAGAAUGAGAAGAACGGCAGGAGAAAAGGAGGACGACAACGAAACGCAAGAAGAUGGAAGAGAGAAGGACAGAGAUCGAAGGUCGAAGAAGGAAGACAACCGUGACUAUCGUAGUCGAUUACUAGGGAAGCAAAAGGAAAAUUCUGACUCGUAGGUGGCAUUUUAUCGUGAUUAGAAAACCUUUUUCCU
This is a messenger RNA of Bombus pyrosoma, 6551 nucleotides long. RefSeq lists its product as uncharacterized. Bases 5869 to 6309 code for a protein of 146 amino acids. Lineage: Eukaryota; Metazoa; Arthropoda; Insecta; Hymenoptera; Apidae. The transcript is spliced from 3 exons. The record is from RefSeq and is a predicted model, not a curated record.